This is a messenger RNA of Peronospora farinosa, 1062 nucleotides long. Lineage: Eukaryota; Oomycota; Peronosporomycetes; Peronosporales; Peronosporaceae. The record is from the annotation of a GenBank genome assembly.
AUGGUAGAAGGCGUAGAGCUCUCGGAUUCCGUAGUGCGUUCCUACAGUGUUGCGCGUAAUUUUGCGCCUCAGGAAGAUGAAGCAGUCUCAAAUCUGCAGAUCACGUCGCUGGAUUUUCAUCGCAAUGGAGAGCGAUGUGUUACAAGUCGCACUGAUGGCGUUAUGACUAUGAUUAAUUGUCUGAGUGGCACAGUCGCCAAGACGAUCUUGACCAAGCGAUACGGUGUCGGCAUUGUCCGGUUCACCCAUCAUUUAGAUUGCGUGAUCUUUUCCUCAUCUAAUAGUGCCAAUGAUAACCGCAUUCGGUAUCAUUCGUUCUUCGACAACAAGUUUCUUCGAUACUACACUGGUCACACGGACAAAGUCACGUCGCUUAUGAUGCACCCCACUGCGGACCAAUUCAUCUCUGCUGGAUUGGACGGCACGAUUCGUUUAUGGGAUAUUCGCAAUUCGGACACCUCGGCUAUCGUUCGAACCGACCACUUGCCAGUCUCGCACAUCUGCGCUGCCUAUGACCGAGAGGGUGUUGUAUUUGGUGUGUACACGGACGAUCACUUGAUCCGCAUGUACGAUGCAAGAAACUAUCAGGAAGGACCGUUCGCCAAGUUUUCUCUAUAUGAUGCGUCAAUUCUUGAGGCUGUUGAGCCAUACCUCGCUCAAAUGCAGGCUCCGAACUUGAACGCAAAAAAGCUUCAUGCACUCGACCUCAAGUUUAGUCCUGAUGGAAACCAGUUGCUUGUUACGACAAAUCGCGGCGUGUUUAUUCACCUAGAUGCGUUUGAGGGCAAACUGCUGCAUCUCUUCAAAGAGCAUGAACUCACCCAGAAUCAGCCUAACGACCUUCGGCUUGGAGGCUGCUACUCAGCUGAUGGUGCAUAUGUAGUCACCGGGGUGGAGGAUGGCCGAGUGUAUUUCUACAAGAGCUCUACCGGACAGUUCGUGCACGCGCUUCCUCAAGGACACAAUGGUCCAGUUGUGGACUUGCAAUGGAACCCAAAGCGUCACCUUCUAGCUAGUGCUGGAGGCAACUCAACGGUCCUGUGGUCAGCUACAGAAAUGUAA